GAAAGUGGGAGCUGUCCGUGGCUCUCAGGCUCCGACAUCGUCCCUCUAAGAUGUGGCACCUCAAACUCUUUGCAGUGCUCAUGAUCUGCCUGUUGCUGUUGGGCCAGGUAGAUGGCUCCCCAGUACCAGAGCUGAGCUCAGCAAAGAGGCGGCCACAGAGAAUGACCCCGUUUUGGAGAGGGGUCUCCCUCAGGCCCAUUGGAGCCUCGUGUCGGGACAAUGCUGAGUGUGUCACAAGGCUAUGCAGAAAAAGACGCUGCUCCCUGAGUGUGGCCCAGGAAUGAUGUCCACUCUAGGGGAAGAGAGGACAGCAGUCACCUCUGACAAUGCUCCGUUCUAUGGAAUGUUGACUAACUAUGUUCUGGCUGGAGAUGUCCAAGUGAAGCAACCUUGUGUUUUUAAUAUUUAAAGACAGAUGCUUUAAACUGGUCUCCAUUUCUUCUUAGAAUGCUGACAUAUGGAUGAACAUAACUAACCUUUACAAUUUAGAGUUUAUUUUUCUAUGGAUACUAUUAAAUGUCUCGUCGAAACUUUG
Lepus europaeus (European hare) is the source of this 535-nucleotide messenger RNA. It is a transcript of the gene LEAP2, whose product is annotated as liver enriched antimicrobial peptide 2. Gene Ontology annotation, biological process: defense response to bacterium; antimicrobial humoral immune response mediated by antimicrobial peptide. The transcript is spliced from 3 exons. The coding region runs from base 51 to 284 and encodes 77 amino acids. The record is from RefSeq and is a predicted model, not a curated record. Lineage: Eukaryota; Metazoa; Chordata; Mammalia; Lagomorpha; Leporidae.